AGUUCUCUGAGUACAGCAGAAGCAGUGGCCACAACAGCAGUAGUGUGUGUAGUGUGUAGCUUCACUGCUGGACUGCUACUUGGUGUCAUGGUCACUGUCAUAGGAAGGGCAAGAGAGGCCAGACUGAGAUACCUCCUGUUUAUGAGGACAUUCCCUUGGAGAAGACACCUCCCAUUGAACUCAAUACCAAUCAAGCUUAUGGACAUAUCUCAAGAUGAUUGUCAUGUCAAUACUGACUUCACCUUUCACAACAUAAAACUCUGCUGUUUACAUAACAAGAAAUUGUUACUGUAGUUUGCUACAAAAACAUUGUCAUGUUAUCCUAGAGUAACAUGCAUAGCUAACUCUCUCACCAACAUACCAUCCUCUAUAGAGUUCAUGAGCUCGACAAAAAUCGAGGUCAUAAUUAGCUAUGUUGAACAUAAAGCGCAUCCUGAUGUGGCUGUGCACAUGGGCUGCAAUUGUUUUCCCUGGAGGUGUCCAAGGUUUCUCCCUGUCUUCCUCUCCAUCAUCUGAGGAUGGUAUCAUAUCAGUCUGUCCUGCCACCACUGUCACCCUCACCUGUACUGCCAGUGGAGUUGGCUCCAUGACAUGGAGAGACCGCAGAGAGAUCCAUGCAUUCCUCGUUAUGGAUUAUGACAAUGAAGAGACAAGAGUGGUUCACGAAGGUCCAUACACUCUCAACCUUACAACUAUUGAUAACAGAAUAGACCCACUUGUUGACUUCACCUCAACACUGACGGUGAUGGUUGAUGACAUUGUCAGUGGAACAAACAUAUCUUGUCUGGUUUUCAUGAAACGAGACCAUCUAGUCAUCAAUAAAAGAAGUCCUCCUUCUUCUCCAAACAACAUGACAGUGAAAACUGACAGUUAUCAAACUGACAACUUCUCCAUCAUCAUCUCCUGGGAGUCAGGGGAAGAUGAAGUGGUUGAUGAGUACAGAAUACUGACCAACACUACUACACAGUCCAUCACCACUACCAAUACAACUGUAGUUCUAGAUGGAGUGUACAACAUUCCUCUGGAAAUCAGAGUCUCAGCCAUCAACUGUGCAGGCACUAGUGCA
This is a messenger RNA of Geodia barretti, 1066 nucleotides long. Lineage: Eukaryota; Metazoa; Porifera; Demospongiae; Tetractinellida; Geodiidae. The record is from the annotation of a GenBank genome assembly.